Anopheles maculipalpis is the source of this 1758-nucleotide messenger RNA. RefSeq lists its product as uncharacterized. The coding region runs from base 1 to 1758 and encodes 585 amino acids. NCBI's taxonomy places the organism in Eukaryota, Metazoa, Arthropoda, Insecta, Diptera, Culicidae. The transcript is spliced from 5 exons. The record is from RefSeq and is a predicted model, not a curated record.
AUGUUCCCGAAAAAGUUUAAGCGGAGUGGCAUGUUCUACAAGAGGUGUGCGCAACUAGAAGCGCAGUUUGAAAGAGAGUGGGCUGAACAGCAUAAUUCAGCGGGACCCAGUGGCCAAUCGGCGAUUGUGCAAUCUGCGGAAGAUGCUUUUUUAAAUCGCGAUCUGGAAGUCGAAUACAUCAAAGAAGAGUAUGUGGAAGACAUUCUUGAUGACGAAUAUAUCAGCGAUGAAGCAUCUAUCGUCAACGACGACAGUGAUGAAAGGAAGUGGUGUGAAGAAGAAUAUUUGGAGGAAGAAAUUUCAGAAAUCAGUUCUGAAAGCUUGAAGUUGCGAGACUCUUUGCGAACUUGGUUCAUUCUCAACAAAGUUUCUCGCAACGCAAGCAAUAAUUUACUUGCGAUACUGCGUAAUGUGUCUUCUCUUUCUGCCUUUUCAUCUCUUCCGCAGGAUGUAAGGACAUUGCUAAAAGCUCCGGUAAACGUUAGCGACCAAAUAGCUACAGUUCCAGGAGGAGGUCAAAUGUGGUACCAAGGAGUUGAAUGUUGUUUGCAGCAUUAUUUCCGCAAUGUGGUUGUAGCAGAGAACAUAUUUGAGCUGAAUCUUUCAACAGACGGAGUUCCUGUGUACAAUCGUAGCCCUACACAGAUGUGGCCUAUAUUGAUGCAGCUACAUAACAUUCCGGAUGUUCCCGUUAUGGUUGUGAGAAUAUUUUGUGGUGCUAACAAACCAUCCGAUGCCGAGACUUUCUUAAGACCAUUGGUGACAGAGCUCAAUAACCUGCAGGACAACAAAAUUAAAAUUAAUGGCAAAGAAAUAUCUCUUUCUGUACGAGUGUUCAUCGCUGACUCUCCAGCACGCGCCUUCAUUAAACAGGUUUGCUAUUACAACGGCGUUCACGGAUGCAUGAAAUGUAAAGGACUUGGUACUAGCCUCAAAAACCCAAAGAAAGUUAUAUUCGAGGACACGACCGCUGAUUUAAGAACCGACGUAGAGUUCCGGAAUGAGCCAUGUAACGCAAAAGGGCAUCGCAGAGGUGAAACACCAUUAACCGACCUGAAGAAUUUUGACAUGAUAAAGGAUGUAACUACGAGCGAUAUUUUGCACCUGGUUCAUGUUGGUGUCGUACAUAAGCUUCUGCUAGGGUGGACCGAAGGUGAUCUUAAACCCUUCAAAAAAUGGUCUAAAGAUGAGAUAGCCGAAAUUUCAGAGGAGCUUGUAAGCAUACAAUUGCCUUCAGAAAUCCACAGAAGAUUUAGGUCUCUGGAAUCGUUGCACUACUGGAAAGCCUCUGAAUUAGGUAGUUUUUUAAAUUACGGAGGAAUAGUAGUACUACAGGAAAGAAUAGGCAGAGUAGCGUACGAGCAUUUUAAAUUAUUGUAUUGCGCUUUAACCAUGUUAUCGUCUACAGCCUUUAAAGAGCACUGGCACUAUGCAGGCAUAUUAUUGCGGAAAUUUGUUGAAGAUUACAAAAUAGUGUACAACCGUAUGUAUUUAGUCAGUAACGUUCAUCUGCUAAUUCAUGUAUACGAUGACGUUUGUAAAUUUGGCCCUUUGAACACUAUUUCCACAUACCCUUUUGAAGAUAAGCUACAACAUAUUAAGCAUAGUUAUGUACGAUCUGGCUACCGAAGUUUACAACAAGCGAUAGGAAAAAUAACAUUGUUACGAGAUAUUGAAACUGCCGAUAGGCGCGACAAUAUUGUUUAUCCUAUAUUAAAAAUUAAAAAGGAUGAGGUUAUCUUGCAGUUCUUCUCCUAG